CAUUACUUCAGUCGCAGUUCGUGAAAUUGAACGUGCACAAAACCUGCAAAUCCUGAAGAAGAAGAAGAAGAAGAAGAAGAAGAAGAAGAAACCGUAAUAACCGCAGUCUAUCGCAGCUGCCGCUUUCCAGGAGGCUUAACGCACCGCUGGCUCCGCUGAAAAGUAGGCUGUCCCAAACUCUACCAGGCGACUUAUAAAAGGCCACUUGUGGCGGAGCCUGCGGAGAACACGACACUCUUCCCUAACCCGCUCCAGGUUUGAGCCCGCUACGGUGUUGACAUGGCAGACAGCGCUCACUGUUUCUACUGCCGGGAGGACCUCGGCGGGAAGAAGUUCGUCAGGAAUGAGGGCAAGCCCGUGUGUGUCCGGUGCUACGCCAAGUUCUGCGCCAACACCUGUGCAGAAUGUCACCGACCAAUCAGCGUUGAGUCGAAGGAACUCAGCCACAAGGGUCGGUACUGGCACGAGGACUGUUUCCGCUGCGCUAAAUGUUACAAGCCCCUCGCCAAGGAGCCCUUCAACACCAAGGAUGACCGCAUCAUGUGUGGGAAGUGCUGCUCCCGAGAGGAUGCGCCGCGGUGCCAGUGCUGCUAUAAGCCCAUACUAGCUGGCACCGAGAGCGUAGAGUACAAAGGAAAGUCGUGGCACGAUGAAUGUUUCACCUGCUGCUACUGUAAACGGCCAAUAGGCUCGCAGAGUUUCCUCUCCAAAGGAAGUGAUGUUUACUGCAGCCCCUGUCAUGACAAGAAGUUCGCUAAGCACUGUGUCAGCUGCAAUCAGCCCAUAACGUCAGGGGGAGUCAACUACCAGGACCAGCCAUGGCACAGCCACUGCUUUGUGUGCAGCUCUUGCUCCAAGCCUCUGGCUGGGACCAGCUUCACCAACCACCAGGACCAGGUCUUCUGUGUUGACUGCUACAAGAACUCCGUCGCCAAGAAGUGCAGUGGUUGCCAGAAACCCAUUACAGGUUUUGGUAAAGGUGUGAAUGUUGUAAACUAUGAAGACAGCUCCUGGCAUGAAUACUGCUUUAACUGUAAGAGAUGCUCCCUCAGUCUGUCCAACAAGAGCUUCGUGGCCAAGGGUCAAGACAUCCUUUGUGCCAACUGUGCUGGCAAAUAAAGAAAGAGGAGUCAAGCGAAGGAGCACUUGAUGAAUGUCUCACAACAAGAGGCGUAUCCCAUUAGCUCAUAUGUAAUCCUGAUUUUUUGGUUUUAACACAAUCGGGGCCAACGUUUUCAUCUUAAAAAAUCAGGAAGGCCUUUUUAUACAUGUUAAUACGUGCCUGAACCAAGACUGAACUGUUCUUGCCAGUUACUUUGUUCUUGACUAUUAUAUAAAUGUUUUAGCAAUGUACGUUUGUUGCAGCUGACAAAUAGGUUAAAAAUCAAUACUUAUUUGCUUUAGAAAGUUGUCAUUGCUUCCAAGUUGUUUCUUUCUAUGGUUGAGAAAUAUUUUUUGUAGUAAUCAUUUUGCUGUUUUUAAAAUCUGUGACAAUGAACAGGCAAUGUCUGUCUUAUUCCCGAAAUUCAAAUUAUAAAUGGAAAAAGUCAAAAUGUGGGUACACUUUUGAAUGCAAGGGCAAUGUUAUAACAUUGUAAUUACUGUAGGACCUCCAGUACAGGGUCGGUUCUAAGUAACCCAUCAUCUAAGCACCUUUCAAAGCCAUUUUAAUAUUUUGCUUUGAUUUACCUGUACAGGAGCGAUGACUACGUGGUUGCAUUGGAAAAUAUAAAACAAAUUGCAUAUCUACAUUUGUUGUAUUUGAAUCGAUCUGAAUUCUGCUAAACUGAAAUAAAGACUUUUUUCAAAUUUGA
Molecule: messenger RNA, 1814 nt
Organism: Lampris incognitus (smalleye Pacific opah)
Lineage: Eukaryota; Metazoa; Chordata; Actinopteri; Lampriformes; Lampridae
Product: four and a half LIM domains protein 1-like
Exons: 6
Coding region: 280-1119 (279 amino acids)
Biological process (GO): muscle organ development
Molecular function (GO): transmembrane transporter binding
Source: RefSeq, a predicted model, not a curated record